Musa acuminata AAA Group (dessert banana) is the source of this 1371-nucleotide messenger RNA. RefSeq names its product auxin-induced protein 5NG4-like. Gene Ontology annotation, cellular component: plasma membrane. Gene Ontology annotation, molecular function: transmembrane transporter activity. NCBI's taxonomy places the organism in Eukaryota, Viridiplantae, Streptophyta, Magnoliopsida, Zingiberales, Musaceae. The record is from RefSeq and is a predicted model, not a curated record. The transcript is spliced from 7 exons. The coding region runs from base 25 to 1110 and encodes 361 amino acids.
CUCUCUUCGUUGUCAAGAGAGAAGAUGGGGGGAGGGUCACAAGUCUCCGAGAAAGUGAAGCUUCUCAUAGCUGUACUGGCACUGCAAUCCUGUUAUGCAGGGUUCCACAUAGUUUCCAGAACUGCACUCAACAUGGGAAUCAGCAAACUUGUCUUCCCAAUUUACAGGAACGUCAUUGCGUUGGCUUUGUUGGCCCCCUUUGCAUAUUUUCUGGAGAAAAAAGACAGGCCACCUCUUACCUUAUCUUUGCUGUGUCAGUUCUUUCUUCUAGCACUAUGUGGGAUUACUGCUAACCAAGGAUUUUAUCUCUUGGGUCUGUAUUAUCUGUCUCCAACCUAUGCUUCUGCCAUUCAAAACUCAGUUCCAGCAAUAACAUUUGCCAUGGCUGCAGCUCUUAGGCUGGAACAGAUCAACAUCAACAGUAGGUAUGGUGUGGCAAAGGUGGUCGGAACGGUUGCCAGUGUAGGAGGUGCCACCAUCAUCACUCUCUAUAAGGGUCCUCCUCUGCUGCACCACCAGCACCAUGCCCAACUCUUCCUCGGUGCCUCAUCAAACACAAUAUUGAACUGGACACUGGGUUGUGUAUACGUCCUUGGGAAUUGCGUUGCAUGGUCCGGUUGGAUGGUGCUUCAGGUUCCAGUGCUUAAGAAGUAUCCGGCCAGGCUCUCAGUUACGGCAAUCACCUGCUUCUUUGGGCUGAUCCAAUUCCUCAUCAUCGCAGCCUUCUCAGAGAAGGACAUUGAGAGGUGGAAAGUCCACUCGGGAGUGGAGCUCUUCACCAUCCUCUAUGCUGGUCUUGUGGCAUCAGGGAUCUCUUUCUCUCUCCAGAUUUGGUGCAUUGAUAGAGGAGGUCCUCUUUUUGUUGCCGUCUUCCAACCAGUACAAACAGUGGUGGUGGCCAUCAUGGCAGCUGUUAUUCUUGGUGAUCAGUUGUACUCAGGAGGGAUUAUUGGAUCCAUUCUGAUUGUGUCUGGCCUCUACUUUGUCCUCUGGGGGAAAAGCGAAGAGAAGAAAGCUACAGAGCAAGUAAUGGAGGAGGACAUAAGAGGGCAUCUCCUUGACCAGGAGAAGUCGCAUAAACAAAAUGCUGCAGUUUCUGACAUCCCAUGAGGGUGGCUAAUGCUCAACAUAAUGAUAGUACAAUGGAGUUAAGUUGGUAUGGACAAUCAUAGAUUCCAAAUGACACUGUAAACUUGACAAGCUCUUCCUAAUUAAAGUCUUGUCCAACUUGUACACAUGUUGGGGGAGGUGUGUGACUCACAUCUCUGUUAGUAUCAAAUACUCUUGGCUUGAGUAUAUGAGGAACAAAAAUGGUCAGUGAUUCACCUGCUCAAAGCUUAGAGUAUGUGAGCAAGAAGAACAGCCCAUCAA